This is a messenger RNA of Gekko japonicus, 927 nucleotides long. RefSeq names its product olfactory receptor 5V1-like. Gene Ontology annotation, biological process: G protein-coupled receptor signaling pathway. The record is from RefSeq and is a predicted model, not a curated record. Gene Ontology annotation, molecular function: G protein-coupled receptor activity; olfactory receptor activity. NCBI's taxonomy places the organism in Eukaryota, Metazoa, Chordata, Lepidosauria, Squamata, Gekkonidae. The coding region runs from base 1 to 927 and encodes 308 amino acids. Gene Ontology annotation, cellular component: membrane. The transcript has a single exon.
AUGGAGGCACAAAAUGAAACUGACUUGAAGGAAUUCAUCAUACUGGGGUUUAAAAAUCUCAAGAAAGUGCAUCUCUUGCUCUUCAUCGGAUUCUUCAUCACUUAUCUAUGCACCAUGCUGUGGAAUGCCUUCAUCAUUACCUUGGCAAUUGUAGACCAGAAACUGAGAACCCCUAUGUAUUUCUUCCUUGGCAAUCUCUCCUUUCUUGACAUCUGCUACACCUCUACCACAAUCCCCCAGAUGUUGGCUCACCUUCUGUCUGAAAGGAACACUAUUCCUUACAUGGGCUGUGUACUUCAAGUUUAUUUUUUCUUCUCCUUUGUGGGUACAGAAUGUCUUCUUCUGGCAGUCAUGGCCUUUGACCGCUAUGUUGCCAUAUGCAACCCUUUACGCUACACACUGCUUAUUGGCAAAGAUAUUUGUCUCCAGCUAGCCACAGCCUGCUGGGCUGGUGGUUUCCUCAACUCUGUGGUGCAUACCACAUUUGCCUUCCAGCUACCUUUUUGUGGGGACAACCACAUUGAUGCUUUCUACUGUGACAUCCCACCACUGCUGAAGCUAUCAUGCGGAGAUACUUCCCUCAACCAAGUUCUGUUGUUGUCCAUAGGCCUAUUCAUAGCUUGGACCCCCUUAGUUUGCAUACUUUUAUCAUAUACUUACAUCAUUUCAACUGUCUUGAAGAUACAGUCAUCAGAAGGGAGACAAAAAGCAUUCUCCACCUGCUCCUCUCACAUCACUGUGGUUCUUUUAUACUAUGGCAGUUCCAUCUUCACCUAUUUGACUUCUAAUAGUAGUCAUCCCUCCAAUCAUGCCAAGCUCAUUCCAGUGAUAUACAGUGUCUUGACCCCAUUGUUAAAUCCCAUUAUCUAUACCUUGCGCAACAAAGAUGUGAAAAAUGCCUCGAAAAACAUGAUUGGGAAGAGUUGA